Messenger RNA from Anarrhichthys ocellatus (wolf-eel), 3355 nucleotides. RefSeq names its product v-akt murine thymoma viral oncogene homolog 3b (gene akt3b). The transcript has 14 exons. The coding region runs from base 1041 to 2480 and encodes 479 amino acids. Gene Ontology annotation, biological process: protein phosphorylation. NCBI's taxonomy places the organism in Eukaryota, Metazoa, Chordata, Actinopteri, Perciformes, Anarhichadidae. Gene Ontology annotation, molecular function: ATP binding; protein serine/threonine kinase activity. The record is from RefSeq and is a predicted model, not a curated record.
CCACCGGUCUCCCACCCCUUCAAAUAACCCGAUAAAUCCCCCGGAGUUGUUUCAUUACAGACAUUAAAAUAACAUCACGGCUCCUCCGUCAGUUAGCCAAGCUAAGCCAAUCCCAGCCAGGCAGCUAGCAGGCUAACAUUAGCAGUAGCAUCAUCUGGCUAGUUCUCAUCCUCCAUCCUCCGAGCCAUCACAGGCUUAUACAACCAUUUCAUACCGGGAGCCGGUUUAUUUAUUUUUUUAUCACUGCUAACAGCGACUAGUCGGAACGAAAUAGUCACUUCUAGACAUUUAUUUAUAUAUACAUUGCAUAUACCGGAGCACGCUGAAGCGGAUGUUGUUAUGUAACUAAGAUAAUGACACCACACACACGCCCUUGAAAACAAAAGCUGUUGUUUCAGUGUUUGUUUUGUUUGUGGAGCCGAAAGGGCCGCAGCUCUGAACCGGCUUCUGAAAUAAACAACGGCUGCUGCUCCUGUCAGCCAUUGUUUUUGUUGUCAUUGGAGGGCUCGCGUUUUGUUUCCCAGCCUCUCGGAUCUCUCCUUUGAUGGUGUCUCGCUGUGCGAGUGAAGGAACAUGGAACACAACGUCUUCAGUAGCUUUGUAGCUUGUUGCCGAGAUAGAUGGAUAGAUAGGCUGACUCACCGCUGGAGCGCCUGAACACAGAAGAAGAAGAAGAAGAAGAAGUUUGAGAGGGCGAGGAAGUGAGGAAAAGAAACAGAGUAAGAGAGGGAAGGAGGGAGGGACGGAAAGAGGGGAGUGAAAAACACAAAAAAGAGGUGAGGAGAAAGUCGGGUUGGGUCGGCGGGGCGAGAGGAGGGAAGAGAAAGUGAUUGUGGGAAAGGGAGAGAGAGAAGGAUAGAGAGACAUUGUGGGGGAACAACAGAACAGAUCUGAGGUCAGGUGAGAGGAGGCGCAGGUAGGUUGUAGGUCGGAGGUCAAGUGGCGGUCAGACGGAAGGCUGACUGAGCCGAACAACAAGCGUCCCUUCACCGUCACCACACUGGGCGGACUGGGAGAACUGGUGACGAGGAGAAGCCACCAUGAGCGACCAGAACGUCAUCAAGGAAGGCUGGGUCCAAAAAAGAGGCGAGUACAUCAAGAACUGGCGACCACGCUACUUUCUGCUGAAGACGGACGGCUCUUUCAUCGGCUACAAGGACAAACCGCAGGACUCUGACCUGGCCUACCCGCUCAACAACUUCUCCGUAGCAAAAUGUCAGCUGAUGAAGACGGAGCGGCCCAAGCCAAACACCUUCAUCAUCCGCUGUCUGCAGUGGACCACGGUCAUCGAGAGGACGUUUCACGUCGACACUCCUGAUGAGAGGGACGAGUGGGCCGAGGCCAUCCAGAUGGUAGCCGAGUCUCUGGCCAAACAGGAGGAGGAGGGCAUCCUGAGCAGCCCCACCUCCCAGAUUGAGAACGUCAACGAGGAGGAGAUGGACACCUCCAUCGGCCACUACAAACGAAAGACAAUGAAUGACUUUGACUAUCUGAAGCUUCUGGGCAAAGGCACUUUUGGGAAAGUCAUUCUGGUGAGGGAGAAGGCCAGUGGCACCUACUACGCCAUGAAGAUCCUCAAGAAGGAAGUCAUCAUAGCCAAGGAUGAAGUCGCUCACACGCUCACAGAAAGUAGGGUAUUAAAAAACACUCGGCAUCCAUUCCUAACUUCUCUGAAGUACUCGUUCCAGACGAAGGAUCGGCUGUGCUUUGUAAUGGAGUACGUCAACGGAGGAGAGCUGUUUUUCCAUUUGUCAAGAGAAAGAGUAUUUUCGGAGGACCGCACUCGUUUCUACGGCGCCGAGAUCGUCUCCGCUCUAGACUACCUACAUUCUGCCAAGAUCGUCUAUCGGGAUCUGAAGCUGGAGAACCUCAUGUUGGACAAAGACGGACACAUCAAGAUCACAGACUUUGGCCUCUGCAAAGAAGGCAUCACCGACACUGCCACCAUGAAGACCUUCUGUGGAACACCAGAGUACCUGGCUCCUGAGGUGCUGGAGGACAACGACUACGGGCGGGCGGUGGACUGGUGGGGUUUGGGCGUGGUGACGUACGAGAUGAUGUGCGGCCGCCUGCCGUUCUACAACCAGGACCACGAGAAGCUGUUCGAGCUCAUCCUCAUGGAGGAGAUCAAGUUCCCGCGAACCCUGUCGGCCGACGCCAAGUCGUUGCUGUCAGGGCUGCUCAUCAAGGACCCCAACAAACGGCUGGGCGGCGGACCGGAUGACGCUAAGGAGAUCAUGCGACACAGUUUCUUUAACGCAGUCGACUGGCAGGACGUCUACGACAAGAAGCUGGUCCCGCCUUUCCAGCCCCAGGUCAGCUCGGAAACGGACACGCGCUACUUCGACGAGGAGUUCACAGCACAGACCAUCACCAUCACUCCGCCGGAGAAAUAUGACGAGGACGGGAUGGACGCGGCGGACAACGAGCGAAGGCCUCAUUUCCCACAGUUCUCCUACUCAGCCAGCGGGCGGGAGUGAGCGCUCCGGGCCCAGCCAGCAAGUAUCGUCCCCAUUCGUGGCCAUUCUGAGGAAAACACGUAGCCAUUUUAGGAAAAACAAAACAAAAAAAAUACCAGUCUCCCCUCUUUUUCUCCUUCUCUGCCUCCUCACAGACGGGGAGAAGUCUUUUUAGGGACUUUAAAAGAGGUUUUUGCACAGUGGGAAUAGACUCCAGCCGGUCUCCCCACACUAAAAAAUAAGUCUCCUACAUUUUCAGCGCUAUUUACUGCAGAAGGCAAUGUUUUUGUUAUUUAUUUUUUCCGUCAGUAUUAAGUUGUCGACCCGGGUUGUGUUCAUUUUUUGUGUUUAUUUUUGUUUUUGUUUCUGCCCUAUUUUUUUUUUUUUUUUUUUUUUUUUUUUUUUUUUUUUUACUUUUUGCACUUGGUUUGGAAGGGCCGUUUUAGGGAACAAAAAACCAAAAAUGUUGCCUUACGUGUGCAGAUGUUUCGUAUCAUACCGACAGGGUGUUUUGGUUUUUUUCUGGGCGGGGGGGGCGGGCGGGGGGUUCGGGGUUGUGAGUCAUUCUUAGUUGAGAAUAAGUGCAUGGCUCGUGGUUCACUCAGAAAAAAAACUACAAAAAAAAAAACGAAAACAUUUUUCUUUCUCAUACAUUUGCCAUCGGCGCACAUUCCCCCAAUCCCAUGGCAAUGAGGUCACUGUCGACAGGAAGAAGGACGAAGGACGAGAAUGGACGAGUCUGUAUCAUUCCUCUCAUCGUUGCAGUCUCUCGUAUUUUUUUCAACCCAUGUUUUUUCAUUCCUUUUCUUUCUUGCUCUUCACGUCUAAGUUUUGUCCUUUUUUUUUAUUGUUUUAUUUUGAAACAGGAAAACACUAAACUGCCAGAAACUGCACAG